Molecule: messenger RNA, 483 nt
Organism: Stereum hirsutum FP-91666 SS1
Lineage: Eukaryota; Fungi; Basidiomycota; Agaricomycetes; Russulales; Stereaceae
Product: putative cyclase
Exons: 1
Coding region: 1-483 (160 amino acids)
Molecular function (GO): arylformamidase activity
Source: RefSeq, a predicted model, not a curated record
AUGCAACACACAAACAUCGGCCCAUUCGUAGACCUGACCCACACUUUGGACGAUCGUGUCCCCGUCUAUCCCGGCGACCCCGCUUUCAGGCUGGAAGCCCUGACUAUCGACGGAAUCAGCGUUCAUGCACUCUCAUGUUCAUCUCACGCCGGAACUCACAUCGACGCGCCCUCCCACUUCUUCCCUCACCUCCAGACCAUCGACUCCCUCUCACUAGGCACCUUCGUCCGCCCGGCUUUUGUUAUUGACUUAUCUCAUAAAAAAGCCCGAGAGAGUAUCAACUGGGCGGAUGACCUCGCUCCAUUCGAAAGUAAAAUGGAGAAAGGAAUCGCCCUCCUUAUCCGUACCGGAUGGGAUCAACAUUGGGGCUCGAAUAAGUACUUCGAUCAUCCUUGGAUCGAGAAAGAUGCCGCUCAGGAGCUGCUGAAGCGAGGCGUGAAGAUCCUGGGGACCGAUACUAUGAGUCCGGAUCAGUCGCCGUAG